UCUCUCUCUCUCUCUCUCUCUCUCUCUCUCUAUAGUUCCUACUGAGGAUGUCUGUUUCUUGUAGAACAGAAAAAGUCUUCCUUUACCAGUUAUCCGUCCUUACACCACAACUUCUUCUUUUCCUUACCCCUCCGAGCGCGUCUUUCUUUUUUUUUUGAUCUUAGCUAAAGGUUUUCCUUUGCCUAGCAUCCAUAUAAGUUCUAUGCUUCAGAUCACUCGGAUAUUCUUUUUUUUUUACCCUACUUUCGUUUUUCCUCUCAAAAGUUACGGCGAUUUGUGUUUUUGUGUGUUUUUUUCCCCUCGAAUUCUAAUUUCAGCUAAGGAGGUUGCACUUUGAGUUCGAACCUCACCAAAUUUGAGAGCACUUCUGAGGAUAAAAUGUUCCGGAAAGACAUUCUUGAAGAACCCUCUAAUUUGCAUCCGAUUCCUGAUCUUUCACUGCACAUAAGCCCUCCAAAGAGCGCCCCUUCCUCAAUUUGCACUGCAGCGCAUGAAGGAGAUUUGAGCUUCGAUGUUUGGCGCAAAGAUGAUCAUGACAAGCUAAAAUCUCACAGCGACAAUUCCAUCAGAGCCAGUACCCAGUUAGCUGAGACUGGAUUCUCUCUAUCUAACCCUAAAAGUGCUUUGGAGGCUGAGAGUCAAUGGAGAAGAAACUUCAUCAGCAGUAACAGUACUGGUGGGGAAGAAGUACUACUUCAAGCAAGGCAUAGAAAUCGUGGGAUUCCAGUGCCUGAUGUUCCUGAGGGAAUCAAAGCCAUAAAAGGAAUUCCGGUGUUCUCAACUUUAGAUCAUUCCAGCAAGUUUUGUUUCAACCAAAUGGCUGCAUAUCCAUCUUUUAAUGCUUCUACUCGUUCUUCUGCUGCCAUCAGGCCUUAUGGUAUAGAGGGUUCUGAACCCAUUUCAAGGUAUAAUGGGAUAACCAUGGAGACUCUAAGAACCCAACAGUUUCAUCAGUAUAUGCAAUUCCCACAACACCACUAUAUUGGGGCUGCAGGAGCCUCGGAUUUCUCAAACAGCUUUUUGAGAUCAUCAAGAUUUAUGCCAAAGCUGCAAAGUAGGAAGAAUAUGAGGGCUCCCAGAAUGCGUUGGACAAGUUCUCUUCAUUCUCGUUUUGUUCAUUCUGUGGAGCUCCUUGGUGGCCAUGAAAGGGCUACUCCAAAGUCAGUUUUAGAGCUAAUGGAUGUGAAAGAUCUUACACUUGCUCAUGUCAAGAGCCAUUUACAGAUGUAUCGCACUGUUAAGAACACUGACAGACCUGCUGCUUCCUCAGAUGGAUCUGGAGACGAAGAUUUCUUGAGCACAGCUCCAACUUUACAUGAUCAAAAUGAGAACUGUCUCCUCAAUCAAAGAAGAUCAUCAGCUUCAAAUGCAGUUUUGGAACAUGAAAUGGGAUACCAUUCUAAUUUGUGGUGUAACCCUUCCAGUAGAUCAGGCUCAUGGGUGCAAGCAGCCAGUUCAAGGAAUCCGGAUAGAUUACUAAGACCUGAAAUAUAUCCAUCAUCUCAACAAAGAUCUGGAGACCAAUUUGAUCAGGUAUGUGAUUUUGCUCAAUCAAUAAAGUCCAGAGGUUCAAGUUUAGGCCUCAAGAAUCCAAGCUUGGAGUUCACGUUAGGGAGGCCUGACUGGCGCAGCAAAGAACAUGACUAGUUUGAGUUAUUAAUGGCUAAUUUGUUUUAGUAUUCCCAUGGUAAGAAAAUUAGGGAAAAUGCACUGAUGUAUAGGUACAGUUAGCGAGCCAUAAAUUAAGAAAGAAGAAGUGUUACAGCCACAAAGAAAUACUACAAAAACAAA
Juglans regia (Persian walnut) is the source of this 1791-nucleotide messenger RNA. Its product is annotated as transcription repressor KAN1-like. Gene Ontology annotation, molecular function: transcription cis-regulatory region binding. The transcript is spliced from 6 exons. Lineage: Eukaryota; Viridiplantae; Streptophyta; Magnoliopsida; Fagales; Juglandaceae. The record is from RefSeq and is a predicted model, not a curated record. Gene Ontology annotation, cellular component: nucleus. Gene Ontology annotation, biological process: abaxial cell fate specification; regulation of DNA-templated transcription. Bases 379 to 1647 code for a protein of 422 amino acids.